Molecule: messenger RNA, 7806 nt
Organism: Gavialis gangeticus (Gharial)
Lineage: Eukaryota; Metazoa; Chordata; Crocodylia; Gavialidae
Gene: KCNQ2
Product: potassium voltage-gated channel subfamily Q member 2
Exons: 16
Biological process (GO): potassium ion transport; transmembrane transport
Cellular component (GO): membrane
Molecular function (GO): voltage-gated potassium channel activity
Source: RefSeq, a predicted model, not a curated record
GUGGGCUUCGUGGGGCUGGACCCCGGCGCGCCCGACUCCAGCCGGGACGGGGCGCUGCUGAUCGCCGGCUCGGACAGCGCCAAGCGCGGCAGCAUCCUCAGCAAGCCCCGCGCGGGCGGCGCGGGCGCGGGGAAGCCCCCCAAGCGCAACGCCUUCUACCGCAAGCUCCAGAAUUUCCUCUACAACGUGCUGGAGAGGCCGCGCGGCUGGGCGUUCAUCUACCACGCAUACGUUUUUCUACUGGUCUUCUCCUGCCUCGUGCUGUCUGUUUUUUCAACCAUCGAUGAGUACCAGAAUAGCUCUGAAGGGGCCCUCUACAUCCUGGAAAUAGUCACCAUCGUGGUGUUCGGUGUGGAGUACUUCGUCAGAAUCUGGGCUGCCGGGUGCUGCUGUCGAUACCGGGGCUGGAGGGGAAGGUUAAAAUUUGCUCGCAAGCCCUUCUGUGUCAUUGACAUCAUGGUGCUGAUCGCCUCCAUCGCCGUGCUGGCCGCGGGAUCCCAAGGGAACGUCUUUGCCACGUCAGCACUUAGGAGUUUGCGGUUCCUGCAGAUCCUGCGCAUGAUACGAAUGGACCGCCGAGGAGGCACUUGGAAACUCCUAGGCUCCGUUGUCUAUGCCCACAGUAAGGAGUUGAUUACUGCCUGGUAUAUUGGCUUCCUCUGCCUCAUUCUGGCCUCCUUCCUGGUGUACUUGGCUGAGAAAGGAGAGAAUGACCACUUUGAUACCUACGCAGAUGCACUCUGGUGGGGUCUGAUCACACUGACGACCAUCGGCUAUGGGGACAAGUACCCACAGACCUGGAACGGGCGCCUCCUCGCUGCCACUUUCACCCUUAUUGGGGUUUCCUUCUUUGCCCUCCCUGCUGGCAUUUUAGGUUCUGGGUUUGCUCUGAAGGUUCAGGAACAACAUCGGCAAAAGCACUUUGAGAAGAGGCGAAACCCUGCAGCUGGCCUGAUUCAGGCUGCUUGGAGGUUUUACGCCACCAACCUCUCUCGAACGGACCUGCGCUCCACCUGGCAGUACUACGAACGCACGGUCACCGUUCCCAUGUACAGCACGCAAACGCAAACGUACGGGGCCUCCAGACUCAUCCCGCCUCUGAACCAGCUGGAACUGCUGAGGAACCUGAAGAGCAAAUCGGGAUUGACUUUCAGGAAAGAGCAGCAGCCUGAGCCAUCACCAAGUCAGAAGGUCAGUUUGAAAGACCGGGUGUUCUCCAGCCCCCGCGGUACUGGCGCCAAAGGGAAGGGCUCUCCGCAGGCGCAGGGCGUCCGGCGAUCCCCCAGCGCAGACCAGAGCAUCGAAGACAGUCCAAGCAAAGUGCCCAAAAGCUGGAGCUUUGGGGACCGGAGCAGGGCUCGGCAAGCUUUCCGGAUCAAGGGCGCCGCGUCGCGGCAGAACUCCGAAGAAGCAAGCCUCCCAGGUGAAGACAUCCCUGAUGACAACAAAAGCUGCAACUGUGAGUUUGUGACGGAAGAUUUAACACCAGGACUGAAAGUCAGCAUCAGAGCCGUGUGCGUGAUGCGAUUCCUCGUUUCCAAGCGGAAGUUUAAGGAGAGCCUGCGGCCUUACGACGUGAUGGAUGUCAUCGAGCAGUAUUCUGCCGGACACCUGGAUAUGCUUUCCCGGAUUAAAAACCUCCAGUCCAGAGUUGACCAGAUUGUUGGACGAGGGCCAUCAAUGACAGACAAGGAUCGAACCAAAGGGCCAGCAGAAGGGGAGCUUCCGGAAGACCCUAGCAUGAUGGGCAGACUUGGAAAAGUCGAAAAGCAGGUUCAGUCAAUGGAGAAGAAGUUGGACUUCCUGGUGAAUAUUUAUAUGCAGCGGAUGGGUAUCCCGCCGACGGAAACAGAAGCCUAUUUUGGGUCCAAAGAACCAGACCCAGCGCCCCCCUACCACAGUCCAGAAGAAAGCAGGGAGCACAUCGACAAAAAUGGCUGCAUCAUCAAGAUCAUCCGGUCCACCAGCUCCAUGGGACAGAAGAACUUCUCCGCCCCGCCAGCUCCGACGAUGCCAGCCAACACGUGUCCACCAUCGACAUCGUGGCAGCACCAGCCUUAUCAGCGACAGAGCCACGGGUCCUCCCCGGUCGGAGAUCCGGGCUCUUUGGUACGAAUCCCACCCCCGCCGUCGCAUGAGCGCUCCUUGUCAGCAUACGGUGGCGGCCACCGGGCCAGUGCGGAGUACCUGAGGAACGAAGACAUUACCACGAAACAUCACGAGAGCGCCAUGAGAGACAGCGACACCUCUAUUUCCAUCCCGUCGGUUGAUCACGAGGAACUGGAGCGCUCCUUCAGUGGCUUUAGCAUUUCCCAGUCGAAAGAAAACUUGGACGUCCUGAACAACGGUUGCUAUGCAUCAGUGGCCCCCUGUGCCAAAAUCAGACCCUACAUCGCCGAAGGGGAGUCAGACACCGAUUCUGACCUCUGUACACCUUGCGGGCCUCCCCCCAGGUCAGCCACGGGUGAGGGACCUUUCAGUGACAUGGGCUGGUCGGCUCCUAGACAGUGAAGCAUCGUGAUGGUCUACUGGGCCCAGUCGGAGCGCUGGCCGGCCGCCUGUCCGCACCGUCCACACAUUGAACUUCUCAAGGAGAUUUUCAGCUAAGGUUUUACCAAUCCAGAACUUAGCUGGUGGAUAUUUUCUUACAGCUUACUCUGGGGGCACAUGCUGAGCCUGCAUUCGGUCGAGAAAGGCCAGUGGGGUGGAAUAAUUUGGAGUUUGAAGCAUCUGGAUUUCUUUCGUACUCUCUUUCUAACAUAGGUGAAACUUUAUCACAGUGCAAGGUGGGCAACGGCAUUUCUUGGUAACCCUUUAAGAUACGGGGCACAAAUAUUGCCUGGGGAGGGAUCUUUUCGGGGAGGUUUGAAAUCACAGGUGACCGACGAUAUUUUUUUAUAACGUAAUUACCGCGAAGAGGCACCAGGGGAUUACGUACGCGAAUACUUUGGAGUUGGAAAGCAACUGUCAUGAUGUCAGUCUCAUAAGUCAGAUUUCAGCUGAUGGGGUCGUUAUCUUGGGAUCUCCAGACCGCGAGUCCCCAUCAACCAUUGGGAAUGUGGUGUAAUUCAAUAUAAUGCACUGAAGCUUGAAAAAGGCUCUUGAAAAGAAACAUGUUUAUGUUGAGGUAGUUGAGAUAGUGCAAGGUAGAAUAGCGUCGGGUACUGUUUUGAACCAGUUGGUCAAGCAGUUUAGGGUAGGAGGAUGUUGGACGAUUCAAAAUACAUGUUUCGGGCAUAAGGAGGAAACACCGGGGAGGAAGAGUGAUUUGGGACACCAAGGAAAGACAAGAAAGACCAUCAGAAAGGAGGAAUUCUCCAAUGUCAAGCCGUGUAUUAUAUUUAAUAACAUCCUUUCCAAAGGGGACAGGAUGGGAGGUUGUAAUUCAGUAACUUGCAGUAACUUGAAGUUGCUCUCCUAAGCUUGCAGUUUUGCUGAACAAGCGCCCACGACAGAAUUACAGCCUCGCGGUGAAUCGCUGACGGGAGAGGGGCCUUCCAUUACAAAAAGUAGCGGUCGCUCCAUUUUUGCAAGAAAAGUCCCAAGCGCUCCAUCAGCGGUUGGGUCUUGCCACUCCAGGUGUUGCCCAUUUCUUUACACAGUUUGCAUUGUGCCUCAAUGCUUUUGCACGCCCUCUCCUUUCCUCCCGUGGUCCCAUUCUUCCUUUGCUACCCCAUCCCAAAUCACGCAGAUGUCCUUAGGACUUCUCCACCGUUUUCAUUGUGACCCCUGUGCUGUGCAAAGAGGUGUUUCUUCUGGCCUUUUAUAAGCCUCCGGUCUGUAAUUUAGCCACAAGUGCUGCCAGUGAGAGUACCCUCUCUUAAAGGAAAAAAAAAAAGAUCUUCUCUCUCAUAAAAGCCCAGUACAGAUCCUGGGAUCAUGAAGCUAUGGGGAAGGUGAUGAGGUCAGUUUUUUUUCGGGACCAAAAUAAAGUCACAAAGUGAUCCUUUACUAGCAGAGAUGUGCAGACUUUAUCCAAGAGGACUGACGUGGGCAUUUCAGGAGCCAUCUCCAGGGCUGCUACACAGUGGUCAUUAUCUCGCCUCUGAAUCUUCCCAUGUUAUUAGACAUCAUUAAUGUGCAUGUUUGGGGAAGGAGGAUAAAAUGCAGUCUGGGCUGUCUCAGUCAGUCCCCGUUUCUAACCCCUGUCUUUCCAUACGAGUGGUCAGUUUUCUUAGUAUUUAAAGAGGUGGCAUGAGUCCCUUUCUGUUGGGCCUUGCCGUACCUGGGCUAAGUACAAAACCUCAGCUUGAUGAGGCCAAAUGUUAAACUGCUGGUGUCAAUGGGAAAAAUCGUGGAGUUGUCUCUUAUUUUGUCACCUCCACUAAAAGCUAAUUAGGAGCAAAGGAGGGAAAAUGGCAGCUUUGGCCUUAAUGACCCCCAGGUCAUGGGCCCCUGAGGAGCUACGCACCCCCUGGAAGGCAUCAACUGCCUGUAGGGAAGCAUGAAUCUCCUUCACAGGAACUCAGUUGCAAGGGAUCUCAUGCAGGGAAGGAAGUCUCUGCCAGGAGAGGUGGCUUUUUGGGGCUCCAGGAUGGAAAAUGAAAGAGUUGCAUUGAUGCUUAAGCAUGUGGCGUCGGAAAGGAUCUGUACAGUCUUCUCAACCAGUUAGCUCCAGCAUAGGCAGGUAGAGAAGUGAAGGGGAAAGCAUUUCUUUUCUAAGGAGGUCAGUGCAUCCUUGGGUCCAGAUCCUUGGGUCCAGGGGAAGGACCUUGGCAGACCCAGCACCUCCUCCCCAUUUCUCAGGUCUGCGUUGAUGUAGUUUGCUGCUUGGGGGAGGGGGAUUUUGACACACUCGGCCCUAUACACCUGGAGGAUACCACUGCCAGUCCUGGCAAUAACCAUACUGUCCCUACUGUCACACAUCACGGGUUUCAGGCAUUAGGAAAUCUGGCCAACUUGGUUGCAUUCAGAAUGGGUAUGAUGGACUCCUUCACUAUUGUCUUUGUAGCCUGUGACGAUGGAGCAAAUUGAGAUACACCCUUGGCUCAAAGUGCUCUUCUCAAUCAGGGGCUAUGAGAAAGCAGAGGGUUUUUUUUUUUUAACUACCUAUGAUGUUCAGAAAAGAAUGCAUUUUUAGAUACCUGUGGUGUACAAUGUAUCCCACCAAUGCAUGGGAAUAAUUGGUUUUUUUCUGGAUAGGUUUCAAAAUAUAGAGUUACUGGUGAAGCCACGUGGAAAGUCAGGACAGCCAUCCAGAUUUAGCUCUGCAGAAGGCCACCUCUUGUCGAUCCUUACAAACGACUCCAGUGUUCACCCACAAGAGCUCCAUGGAUUUAGUGGAGCGACACCAGUUUUUUGCUGGUGUGAGUGAAACCAGAAAUCGCCCCUAAUGGAUGCUUUUGGUUGCCUAACCCCUUAAAUCCUUUUUCUCAUCCCAAAUUACACUCGACUGCUCCCAGCAGCUUCCUGCUCCCUUCCUUCCCCCACCUCCGUUGUAUAUGCAGUUGCUGGUGAGUCAGCAAUGCAACGGUUUCUUAGUUUCUCAAGUUAGUGGCUGAGAAACAACACGUUUUUGACGAGAAUGUUUGAAUUUUUGCUAAUAAGUGUCCUCCAAUGAGGAUGUUUAAUGAAAAAUGUUACGGCAACCUCUGUGUCACUGCUGUUUGGCAUGUCUGCAGCAUCUGUGUUACUUCUGUUUCUCUCUCUCUAUAAUCUCCGUAUGUUUGUUGACACAGAAACUCAGUUUUGGUGAUGCCAAGUUGUGGCACAAACCCAGGAAAAGCUAGGAAAGUCAGAGGUAAGAACAACACGGCUCCAGGCAAAUUUUGAGCUGAAUUUUCAAUAGGCCUUUCUUAACUGCAUCUGAGGUAUUUGUAACUGUGAUACCUGGUUGCACAUACAGAACCGGUGUGUGCGCACGUGUGCUUGUGCACAUCCAUGCAGAAACAGAAGCAGUGGCCUUGCACCAAAAUCCAGGAUCUGAACCUCCAGGGAACUGGGGGUGGGGGAUCUGGAUUUGAAUGUUAAAAAUGGUCCCCAUCGGUGAAACGGGCCAUUCCAAAACCUUGGAGCAGAGACCAUGCUGUGCAACAGGUUGUCCUGCCUUGAAGUUUGGAGCCCAAGUUCUUGGGUCAGUGUGCGUCUCUGAAAAGAUGCAGUGCAUCUGCAGUGCAUCUCACAAAAUGACCCUGAGACUUGAAAACAGAGCACUUGCUCUAAGCUGAAUUUCCCAACAUUUGGGAAAGGGACUUGAUGUUACUUAAAUGCAGGGGUUGUAUGCAGAUUUCCUUGUUUGCUCCGUUUCUUAAUAGCCACGUUUAAACAAAGGGAGGAAAAAUAAUGACAAGCAAAUGGUUUCACCCAAAGAGCCAUGAUGUUUCAUUAAGCAAGCAAUGUAGGAAUCAGGGUUUUUAAAAGAAUAUUAUUUUUAAUGCUGCUUAAUGGAGCCAAGCCACUUCAACAAGGUCAUUCCUAUUUACAGUAUAGGUAGGAGUACUUGUACAUUUUCAACUUUAACAUUUUCAGUUACAUGGUUUUUAAAAAAAAUAAUAUUUGCAUUAUUUCCUGGAUAGACCAGAUGAACUCCAAAGGCGUAAUCAUUUGCUUACUUAAUAUUUACCUAAGAGAGUGAAAAAAACCAUACAUUUGCCAUGAAACAAUUGCUAAAAAAUCCAUAAUAAUGAAAUAAGAGUAAAGAAUUAAAAUGUAUUGAAGUGUGUAAGUAGAAAAGAUGUCAUAACUGAAGCAAAUGAGGAAAUCGAAAGUUAUGGUUAAAAUGUCAGAUUUAACACCUAGUGGAAGAGUGCCAUGGCAUUUUUUAUAGCAAGGAUCUGACUCUGUUUUAAACAUGCUUCAAGCAGAGGGAAGAGGCAGAAAUCCAAAUAAUGGAAGGACAGUGUCGUUCAAAAUAGGGAGGUAAAGUCUGGAAUGAGAUUCAUCCCCAGAGUCAGUUCUGAAAGCAGAAUCUGGCCCUCAGAUGUGAACAUCUUGGCUUUUGGCAUACUCAGAAACCUAAAGUAAUUAUGUAGUUUAAAUAGGUUUUUUUAUAUAUGAAUACAUGCUUGGGUUCAGCUAAUAAUUUGAUAGGAAAAGGUCAUCAAAAAAUUCUUAAUUCAGAAUAUUAAAAAAAAGAAUUGAAAACAAUAAUUAAGACUUAAAAACAUCACGUUUACUUUAGACACAAAAGAGAAGGAGUUUUCUUGGCUUGGCUGACUUACUCCUCAUUUCUGUCACAUUCCCAAAUGGAGAGCUUUGAACUCAGUCAUUUGAAUACCUCCUUGUCCAUAACUGCUGUCUCUCCAGCUGUUCACUACUACAGCAGUUCCUUAAUCAAGAAGAGUGUGUGCUGUUCAGCAGUGCCAACAAUUGCCAGUGUGCUACCAGUGGGGCUUCAACACUUGAUCCAGAAGAAAUAGGACUUAAUUUCCACUAGCUAAGAUGACAAGGGACCAGAUCUAGCAAUGGAAAUGGGCCAUCGGGUGCAGCUUGGGAGAAUAAUUAUAUGAACAGUCAAGUAGGACGGUAAUGUUCAUCUGUGAAGAAGGUCACCCCUUUCUAAGUACAACUAAUGCCAACCCUAUAAAUCAUGAUUUUCAUCCAUGGUGCCUCCCGGUAUUUCUUGAGGGGUGAGGGGAGAUUUUUGUCUUUGGGCUGCACCAAACGUCAGGCACCUUGAAACAAAAUUAGAGCAGUAGAAUAUCUCUGUUUCCUUCCAGAAAAGGGCUUCAGUCCAGUCUUUGCUAUUGCUCAGUUCAAAAACACAGACAGCGAGGGUUAUUGCACUGAAGACAGUGGGGCUGUUCUCAAGGACUGCUGCAGCUGGGCGUGCAAAGGUAUGUGCAGGACUAUCUAAUGUACACAGAG